Messenger RNA from Limulus polyphemus (Atlantic horseshoe crab), 2217 nucleotides. RefSeq names its product G1/S-specific cyclin-D2-like. Gene Ontology annotation, cellular component: cytoplasm; nucleus; cyclin-dependent protein kinase holoenzyme complex. Bases 379 to 1311 code for a protein of 310 amino acids. The record is from RefSeq and is a predicted model, not a curated record. The transcript is spliced from 5 exons. Lineage: Eukaryota; Metazoa; Arthropoda; Merostomata; Xiphosura; Limulidae. Gene Ontology annotation, biological process: mitotic cell cycle phase transition; regulation of cyclin-dependent protein serine/threonine kinase activity; positive regulation of G1/S transition of mitotic cell cycle. Gene Ontology annotation, molecular function: cyclin-dependent protein serine/threonine kinase regulator activity.
ACUAUACGUUGAGGAGGAAAGCCGGUAGGCAGGAGGAUUUUUUUUUCUUUUAUUUUUUUUUCAAUAGCGAAGUGUUGCAGUGGCCCAAAGGCCUAACACGAGAUCUUAUUUCAUUGAAAACUCGACUACUAAAAGCAUCAUUUCCGUCUAGUACCUCAUGUUAAUAUCAACUAUCCGUUUUCAAACAACCGCUCUUAAUUCUACGCUGGUGUUAGACGUAUAAAGCUUAUCUCAGUUCUAAACAUCGGGCAUGUUCUAUCGCCUUUAAUUCGCGCUGUCUGUGUUCCAUGUCUGGCACACUUGUUUCUCGGUUCCACAAGACACUCUCAAGCUAGUAAGUGUCGGUUCAAGGCAGCAAACUUUUCUCUUGGAUACACCAUGUCUGUGACUUACCACGAUACUAAACCAGAAGGGAUGGAACUUCUUUGCUGCGAACGAAGAUUGAAAACAGAAACAAAGGCAUAUCAAGAUCCCGUUUUGUGUACAGAUCAGGCUUUACAAAGUUCACUUCGGUUAGAAGAUAGAUACACGAUCUCUUCGUCCUAUUUUAAUUGUCUUCAGAAAGAACUCAAGCCUUAUAUGAGGAAGAUUGUUGCAACCUGGAUGUGGGAGGUCUGUGAAGAAGAACGAUGUCAACAAGACGUUUUUCCAUUAGCUAUUAACUGUUUGGACAGGUUUCUUUCUCUUGUGAAAAUUAGAAAAAGUCAACUUCAACUUGUAGGUGCAGUGUGUUUGUUUUUAGCGUCUAAGGUCCGGCAAACGAGAUGCAUCUCGGCGGUAAAGCUCUGCGGCUACACGGACAACUCUGUCACAUUGGAAGAACUUCUGAACUGGGAACUCCUCUUGCUGAGUAGACUCAAAUGGGACGUUUCAGCUGUCACUCCCAAUGAUUUUAUAGAGCCAAUUCUUCAGAAACUUCCCCUCGUUAGUGGGUUCAAAGUGGUAAGAAACCACGCUGAAACUUUCAUUGCUCUCUGUUCAAUAGAUUUCAAUUUCUCCAUGUAUCCACCGUCAAUGGUAGCAGCAGCCAGUAUUGGGGCAGCGGUGCAAGGCUUGCUGUGGUUAGACAAGCAAUGGUCUUCUCAGAAGGAGCUGUUAACGAGGCUACAUCAAAUAUUGGGCAUUGAAAUGGAUUGUCUUCGCCACUGUUUGGAACAAGUUGAAGAAAUGGUUAGUUCAAAUUUAUCGUCAACAAGCGGAGCUCAAGUGGUGCCCUCUGCCAUGAAAGACUCAAAUAAACUAAUGAAUAUUGCGGAUUUUGAGAGUACUAAACCCCCUACACCAACAGAUCUUCAAGAUGUCCAUUUCUAAUGCUAUAAUGGGAGUGUAAACUGUCGUAUACCAUACAGUGUUUGACAGAGUUGUUUAAAAUACCCAUCAGCACAUCAAGUCCUAGUCAUUAUGCAUAUAUUUGGGGACAGUAAUAAUGCAGCAUCACUCGUUGCUGGGAUUUUUACGAUUGUACUGUACUCUAGAUAUUCAAAACUAUUGGACAACGACCAUUGAACUCAUAUUUUGAAACAAUAGUGUUUUUUUAAGUACCUCGGAACAACUCGAGCAAUAUCCAAAAUUUGUACAUUUAGAGCAUUCCAAGGAUGUGUAUUCCAUGCUGUAAAGUACUUUAGAAAAACUGGAACAUAUUUUUUACAGACACAGCUCUUAGUUUUUAGUGCAACAAAAUUUAAUAUUGUAUGAGAAAAAAGUGAGAGGGAGAGCAAAAGAGAAAGGCCGAGACAGAACCAUUAUUUUUACCUCCAUGUGAUAACUAAUAUUUGUGGGAAGAAAUGACAAUAUAUUGGAAUAUUAUUAAUGUCAUCGCAGUUCAAAAAGUGUAUCAAUGUUUUAUUCUUUAUUCUUUUGUAUGCAAAACUUGUGAUAUUCCUGUGCUAGACUCUUACUUUAAUAUUAAAUUGUACUUAAGUUGAACCUUUGGAAUAAUUUUCCUGUUUUGAUUUGUAUAAGCAUCUUCGUAUGAAGUUCUGAUACUGUGCUUGACGUUUUUGUUUACGAUGCUUGGUUUCAUGACAAGUAAGAAUAAGUUAAGAUACGUAUAGGACAGUAAUUAUUAUCACAAUAAUUACUCAUUCGUAAAGAUCGUUAUAUCCGAGUCAUAGGUGUAAGGAAGCCGCCACAACCAUCUUGAUUACUUCAAUCUUAGUGUGGAAAAGAAUGAGUUAGUAACUAGGAUUUUGUAACUUACUAAAGUGUGUAAUUGAA